Gadus chalcogrammus (walleye pollock) is the source of this 3988-nucleotide messenger RNA. It is a transcript of the gene tdg.1, whose product is annotated as thymine DNA glycosylase, tandem duplicate 1. The record is from RefSeq and is a predicted model, not a curated record. Gene Ontology annotation, molecular function: mismatch base pair DNA N-glycosylase activity. The transcript is spliced from 11 exons. Bases 153 to 1646 code for a protein of 497 amino acids. Gene Ontology annotation, cellular component: nucleus. NCBI's taxonomy places the organism in Eukaryota, Metazoa, Chordata, Actinopteri, Gadiformes, Gadidae. Gene Ontology annotation, biological process: base-excision repair, AP site formation.
GUCAAAGUUGACGGGCUACCCUGUCACGUCUUUGUUGGGUCGCUGUACCUUUUCCAAUGUAAUCAAUAGUGCGGAAUUAAUGAAAAUUGUACAAUUGUCUACAAAGACGGCUACAAUUCAACAUUAGCUCAAACAGUCAAACCAACCUAAAGAUGGAGGAAAAGCUGUAUGGAUCACUGCCUGUCCCCUCGGAAUACCUUCAACAGUGGAUUCAGUCGACCCAGCAGUUCCAGGCGCUCCAGGCCCAGUACUCCGGGUUCAGUCCGCACCACCACCCCCACUAUCCAGAAGUGCCGGCGGGAGAGCAGGCGACGGCACACAUGGCUUCUCACCCGGAACCCAUGAUGGGUCAGCAGGAGCCCGCCAACCCAGCAAAACCUCCAGCCAAAAAGAGAGGCCGACCAGCACAACCCAAGGAGCCCAAGGAGCCUAAACCCCCCAAAAUCCCAAAGGCGCCCAAGCCUCCGAAGCCCCCCAAGGCGCCCAAAGUACCAAAAGCCCCCAAGGACCCCGCCGCCCCAAAGGCCAAGCCGGGUCCCAAGUCCAAGAAGGCCAAGGAGGGCGAGGCGGACGGCAAGCAGGAGAAAAUAGACGAUACCUUCAAGAAGGUCAAGAGGAAAAGGGACCGUUUCAAGGGAAUGAGCGAGGAAGAGGUCAUGACAAAAACCCUGCCGGACCUGCUCGAAUAUAACCUGGACUACGUUAUUAUUGGCAUAAACCCGGGUUUAUUGGCUGCCUUUAUUGGACGCUGGUUCCCCGGUCCCGGAAACCACUUCUGGAAGUGCCUGUUCCUGUCUGGAUUCACAGAUGAGCUGCUCAACCACACGGCCGACACACUACUGCCCACUAAGUACAAGAUCGGCUUCACCAACAUGGUGGCCAGGGCCACACCUGGGAGCAAAGAUCUCUCCAGCACGGAGUUACGCGAAGGAGGCAAAAUUCUCACACAGAAAUUAAUAAAGUACAAGCCUCUCAUUGCAGUUUUCAACGGAAAAUGCAUAUAUGAAAUGUUCUGCAGAGAGAUGUUUGGCAAAAAACCAAAGACACUCACGUUUGGUUUGCAGCCUCACAAGAUUCCUGACUGUGAUGUGGCCCUGUAUCUGAUGCCUUCGUCCAGUGCUCGCUGUGCCCAGUUCCCCCGUGCCCAGGACAAAGUCCACUUCUACAUUAAGCUGAGGGAGCUGAGGGACGAGCUGAAGGGAAUCCAGAAGUCGAAAGAAAUCGAGGAGGUCAAAUACAGCUUUGACCUGGGACUGGCUAAGGAGGAUGCCAAGAGGAUGGCCAUAAAGGAGGAGGCGUACGACCCCGGCUACGAGGACGCCUACGGGGGGGCAUACGUUGAAGGAGGACCUGAAGGAGGCCCACCACCCCCCCCGGGCGAGCCCCAGACCAACGGCCACUGCAACUUCUCAGCGGCUGAAAACACAGAAGCUGCAGAGAAGGCCACCACGUCCCAAGCGGCGGGCGGGGCAGAAGGCCAGCUCCCAGACGGACAGUGGAUGACCCAGUCGUUUGCCGACCAGAUCCCUGACAUCGGGGGUGCGGCGGCGGCGGCGGUGGCAGCGGCAACUGCUGCUGCAGCCGCAGCAGCAGAAGCAGCAGUGGCGGCGACGACGACUGGCCCUACGACAGAGCCAACAGCUUAGGGACCAGGGCCAUCCUCUGUGUGGACGCAGGAAACACACACACACAGGAGGGUCCAGGCCCGCCACACGUCUGAUGCAAAGCUGGGCCUCAGCCUGAAGACCUCAUCCUCCCAUUUUUCUCAUUUUUCUAUUAGUGACUUAGCAGAAUACACACGCAUUAAUGACACAUUUUUAGAGUUUUUGCAGAACACCAUCUGCAGUUGUGUCCUGUGUACACACUUUGUUCAUGGCAGUCGGUUUUUUUUUUUUUAAGUGUGAAAUCAGGGACUAUGAAAAUGAUGCUUGAAGGUCACAAGUUGAAUCGGUUUUAUUUUAUUGUACUGUACAUUACUGCACUGUGAUGCAGUAGGUGUGGCCGAUCAUGUCUACUGUAUAGGCAGUAGAAAUGCCUUCUUAUUACUUAGAACUUUUUACAAUUGAAUGACUGGAAAUAGCCCAGCGGGAAUUAGUAUGAGCCUGCUGGUGUUGUUGUGUUGAGGCCUACGAAGACCAACUACUACUUAUCUGCUGCCAUUUAGAUGUUAAAGGUAAUAUCAAUGAACCGGGGUACACUGUCAAAUAAUCGUUGUAUAUAUUUUAUACAUUAAGGUAACAGCAAAGCAUGAACUGGUGUAGGCGGACCUGUGUUUUACUAUAGCUGCCUAACCUUUAGAUGGCAGCAAAGGAGUAGUAGGGCUAGAAUUGGUUUGUCAUUGAGUAUAUUCUGAAUGGGAAAGCCCAAGCCAGGUCAAAGGACAGACAUGGUUGUGAUUUCACUUGCAGAAUUUCUAUGGCCCGUUAUCAACUCAAUUUGGUGCUAUUUUAAUGUUUUUUUUAAAUCGGUUUAGAAAUUGUCAUUCACAAAGUAUAUCAAAAUGUGCAUUAAAAUAUCUGAAUGAUGUUUUUCUACAUUUUGAUGUAAGCCUUGAUAUUUGUAUUUUACACUCAUGCAAUCUGGUUUUAUUUGGAAGAAGUUGAAAUGACAUUCUUGUUUCUGUAAAUAAUAAUUACAAGUAAAACAAGAUAUUGUAUAAAAUAUAUUGUUAAAAUGACUUGCCCAAAAUCCACAGGGUUGUGGAUAGGCUUUAAGCAACCAACAAUAGAUGAAUGAACCCAUAUUUAUCAGUACUUCUCCCAAUCAUACAUUUAAGUAACUAAUGGAUCCCCUGGAAAAUGUGGCUGAAGUUGUCUCCACAUUUAUAUUAUCCACAACAUGUGGUUAGCCCAGUACAUUUUAUUUGAAAUGAUGCAUGGGCCCUAUUACAGUUAGUUAAGGCUGAACUCUACGUUUAGUUGAAUAGAGUAUGUUUUACUUUCAAGGUGCUUGGUCCAGUAGCGAAAGGAUGUUGAGGUCCUUGGAGAGGGUGCAGGUAUUGAAGUUUCUUUCCUGCUGUCAGUGCGACCCAAUAUCCUCAGCUCCAGGGGAAGGCGGCGGCUCGGGUCUGGAGCAAAACUAAACAGAAAUGUUCAUACAUUAGAUAUAUUAUACUUAAGAGAUCCGAAAGUGACAUUAAUGGAUAUCUUAAAAUAUGUCAGAGAGAUGCAUACGGAGACUCCUUCCAUGUUAGUCAGAUACCGGACCAGUUGGAGAGGUUUGGGCGUACCGUCUGCCAUGCAUGCUCCCGUGGCCCCAGAUCUUUUGGUGUUUUCGUUCCAGACGACAUCAGACUGCACAUCAAUUUCCAGCCUAACAUCAUCACACUGCCAGACAAACCACAUUCAAUAAUUACUAUUCAAUGACAUCUUUGGGUGGAUUUGUGAGAAUUCCUAACAUUUAUAGGUGCCUCUCAGUAUUCCACCUCUAUUGUUUCUUACAUUUAAAAAAAAACUUGUGUGCGAUUGAGGGAGAUACCUGAUGAGUGAGACGAUCAGCUCCACCGACCACGUGAAGGGAAUCAGCAGGAAGCACAACAGUCUGACCAGAGGGGGCGCCAUCCCCUGACUGCCAGCACUGCCAGCAUAAUGGCUCUCUCUACACGCCUUACACAGCACUGGAACGCACACAUCCAGCCAUACAGUACAUAACAUUAUACAUGGACCUCGUGUGUGAACGGAAUGGUGUCUGGGGAGCAGUGUUGUUAUUGAUGUAUUUGAUGGGAAAGGGGAAGUAGUCAUUUAGGAGACAUUCAUCUAUGGCAAUUUAGUGAAUUCAUAGGUGCUGGUAGGGGCUGGCAUCAUGCUCUGGGUAUAGGAUGCCUACAGGAAGACAUUGAGAUUAAACCUAGUACAUUUUGGCAAUGGGUCAAAUACUCUAGAAACUACACAAUCUGAAUAAAUUUUGAACAUGUUAAUGAAAAGCAUCUAUAUGUUUCUUUUGAAGAGUUCUGAAUGUAUCUUAGUGAUGAAGGGUUCUGAAUGUAUCU